AUGGCGGUUUCCGGGUCACUAUGUAUCAUCAGUUUCUUCACUUACUUCAACAUUCGUUCUGUGGCCGUAUCCUCUAGCGGCGUCAUUCUCGAGGAUCUGGUGAAGAACAAGGUUCCGUUUGAGUCACCAGCGAUUUUGUAUGACGCCGUGCAUCUAUACCUGGACACCCAAAAAUCCCUUUUGAUUGGAAUCGCUCUCUUCAGCCUUCUGUUGAUGGCAGUUGCUGCUGUCGGAAUUGUCCUUUCUGCCUGUAGGGCCAACUGCAUGAUCCUGGCUGUAACUUUUUGCCCUUCCUUUAAUCCUAAUUCCACUGCCUCUGUUAGUAUUGUGGCUUAG
Molecule: messenger RNA, 336 nt
Organism: Dibothriocephalus latus
Lineage: Eukaryota; Metazoa; Platyhelminthes; Cestoda; Diphyllobothriidea; Diphyllobothriidae
Source: the annotation of a GenBank genome assembly